AAAAAAUCCCAUUAACUUCAAUUAUUGCUUACUUUGGAUAGGCUUUUUGCUCUCUGUCUUGCGGCAUGUGGAUAGUAUUUUAGAUUAGAUCGAGCUUCAGUUACCGUCACACUAGAGAAGAAAAAUGGGAGGACCAGUAGUUUUAAUCUCGUCGAGCAUUGUUCAACCAGGACACAGUGGCCAAUCUGGUCGAACUAAGAUCCAUCUUACUCCAUUUGAUCUCAGUCUUCUUCAAGUAGAUUGCCCUCAAAGAGGUCUUCUCUUUCCCCAACCCGACCAAGAUUUUCAUCUCAUAUCUCGACUCAAGUCCUCUCUCUCUGCUGCCUUAGAGAUCUACUUCCCUUUCGCCGGUCGUCUUGCCAAAGUUGAGAAUCUCGAAGACAAUACGGUGUCGUUUCACAUAGACUGUGAUGGCUCUGGCGCUAGGUUUCUCCAUGCUGAAGCUAAAUCUCUCUCGGUGAGUGACAUUCUUCAACCUCACGGUGAAGUUCCUGAUUUCAUAAAGCACUUCUUUCCCGCUGACGGUUUAAAGAACAGUGAUGGCCUGACAGAGCCCUUGCUUGCGGUACAAGUCACCGAGAUGAAAGACGGCGUCUUCCUUGGUUACUAUUACAACCACAUGGUAGCAGACGGUGUGUCGAUGUGGAACUUCCUCCACACUUGGUCCAUGAUUUGCUCGAGUGGUUCAAGCUCCGGUCAACAGCCUCUUGUUCUGAAAAGAUGGUUCCUCGAGGGGGUUAGUUACCCUAUCCAUAUUCCGGUCUCAGAGGCGGAGAAGCCACCACCACCGAGCCGUGAACUUUCUUCAGUGCCGGUAACACAAGAUCGUGUCUUUCACUUGACAAAGAAGAACAUUUCAGAUCUCAAAGCUAAAGCGAACAGCCAGGUUGGCUCAAGUGACAAGAACAUCUCAUCUCUUCAAGCGGUCUCAGCGCAUAUGUGGCGGUCGAUAAUCAGACACAGUGGUCUGACCGGGGAAGGAGAGACACAUUGCAAAGUAGUGGUGGACUUGAGGCAGAGGGUAAACCCUCCGCUUGAGAAGGAUUGUUUUGGGAACAUGGUUUACAUUACACCAGCCACAACCACCGUGGAAGAGCUGCUUGGUCGUGGCUUGGGAUGGGCUGCUCUGCAAAUAAGCAAGUUAGUGAGCUCACAAACGAAUGAAAACUGUAAGGCUUUUGCAGAGGAUUGGGUUAGUAAUGUGAGAAACCUAAAGACAGGAGUUGGGAGUAGAAUGGCUGGUGAUACUGUGCUUGUCUCAAGCUCUCCCCGGUUCGAUGUGUACCGGAACGAUUUCGGUUGGGGGAAACCAGUUGCGGUUCGAGCUGGACCGGGCAAUAGUAUUAGUGGCAAACUUGUACUUUUUCCAGGGAUUGAUGAAGGAAGUUUUGAUAUUCAAGCGACUCUAUGGUGUGAUGUACUAGUGAGUCUAUUAGCUGAUGUGGAAUUUUUAGAGCAUGUGACUACUAUGGUCUGAUGUACUAGUGAAUCUACUACGCGACCAUAUGGUCUGAUGUAUGCCUGGUUUAGUUAAGAAAUAAAACAGUUGAGUGCGACAUACUUUUUCUGCA
Molecule: messenger RNA, 1571 nt
Organism: Brassica rapa (field mustard)
Lineage: Eukaryota; Viridiplantae; Streptophyta; Magnoliopsida; Brassicales; Brassicaceae
Source: RefSeq, a predicted model, not a curated record